Messenger RNA from Penicillium pulvis, 1680 nucleotides. RefSeq names its product Phomenoic acid biosynthesis cluster MFS-type transporter. Bases 1 to 1680 code for a protein of 559 amino acids. Gene Ontology annotation, molecular function: transmembrane transporter activity. Lineage: Eukaryota; Fungi; Ascomycota; Eurotiomycetes; Eurotiales; Aspergillaceae. The record is from RefSeq and is a predicted model, not a curated record. The transcript is spliced from 14 exons. Gene Ontology annotation, biological process: transmembrane transport.
AUGGCUGCACUCAUGAAUGUAGAUGGGGGUGAAUCUGGCCUUCACCCUGUAACUGAUGAGUCCCAGAUCCCUAGCUCAGGCUCCCAAUUCAGUGAAAAAUGUGAUAGCAUCUCCCAUGAAAGUGAGCAGGGGGAGAGAACCAUUGAUGGGGUCAAGUGGAUAUUGGUUGUGAUUGCCAUCUUGUCUAGCCAUUUGCUCUUUGCCCUCGACAACACUAUUGUGGCCAACAUCCAGGCUGCUAUUCUCAUGGAAUUUGACGAUGCUGAGCAGAUCUCAUGGCUCUCUGUUGGCUUCACUCUCUGUUCGUGUGCUUUGUGUCUUCCCUGGUCUAAGGCCUACGCAACAUACAACAUAAAAUGGCUGUAUAUCAGCUGCGUCGUUAUCUUCAUGGCAGGCUCUGCUUUGUGUGGAGCUGCUCCCAACAUGAACGCCAUGAUUGUCGGCAGAGCCAUAGCCGGUGCUGGAGGCAGUGGCAUGUAUUUUGGGGUUUUAACUCAACUGUCCAUGAACACAACCGUACCUGAGCGUCCUUUCUAUAUUGGACUGACCGCUGUCUCAUGGGGUAUUGGAACGGUCAUUGGUCCAGCAAUUGGAGGAGCAUUCGCCGAGAGCUCCGCCACUUGGCGUUGGGCAUUCUAUAUUAACCUCGUCAUUGGUGCAGUUUUCGCUCCAGUCUAUAUCCUCCUUCUUCCUUCAAUCAACCCCCUUCCAAACGCCUCCCAGAAGGAGAAGGCGCGGAACAUUGACUGGGUUGGCAGCAUCCUCUUCAUUGGCUCUUUGGCUUCUUUGAUUAUGGGCAUUGACUUUGGAGGUGUGGAGUGGGCUUGGGGCAGCGGCUCGUCAAUUGCACUCUUUGUCGUAUCUGGCAUACUCUUUAUUUUGUUCGGAGUACAACAGACCUUCUACAUCUUCUGUAAUGAGCAGAACCGACUCUUUCCGAUCCACUUCAUCAAAAGACGCUCUUUGGUACUGUUGUUCAUUCUCAACACAUGUGCCAGCAGUGGACUGUUUAUCUCGGUUUACUAUAUUCCAUUGUAUUUCCAGUUCACUCAGGGUGAUACUGCACUCUACUCAUCACUACGCAUUUUGCCUUUUGUGAUGGUUCUGAUCUUUAUCAUCAUUGCAAAUGGCCACAUGAUGACUAGAUUUGGCUACUAUUUCCCGUGGUAUCUUUUUGGCUCCGCCUGUGAGCUUGCUGCCGCUGUUUUGAUGUAUCUUGUCAAGCCGGAUACUUCCGCCUCUGCGAUCUAUGGAUACACAUCUCUCAUGGCCUUGGGCGUUGGUUCCUUCAAUCAGGCAGGCUACAGUGUAGUACAGGCAAAAGUGCCCAGGGCUGAGAUUCCAUGGGCCCUGGGCUUCAUGAUGGUUUCCCAACUAGGAGGCAUUGUAUUAGGCUUGGGUGUUGCAGGUGCCAUAUUCGUCAACGUUGGAACAAAUAAUCUUUUACAUUUGCUCCCUGAUGCCGACCCCACUGACGUUAAAAACGUCAUCGCGGGAACUAGUAGUGGAUUUUUCGAGAGUUUGACACAGUCUCAACAGACUGCUGCUCUUGAAAUCAUUGUUGAUGCCAUUGAUGAUGUCUAUACCCUUUUGAUCGUUGCUGGUGGACUUGGUGUUCUCUUAUCUAUCUUCUUGAAGCGGGAGAGACUGUUCAUGGAGGCAACAGCCGGUGGUGCUUAG